This is a messenger RNA of Ilyonectria robusta, 2460 nucleotides long. Its product is annotated as fungal-specific transcription factor domain-containing protein. Bases 1 to 2460 code for a protein of 819 amino acids. Gene Ontology annotation, molecular function: RNA polymerase II cis-regulatory region sequence-specific DNA binding; DNA-binding transcription factor activity, RNA polymerase II-specific; zinc ion binding. The record is from RefSeq and is a predicted model, not a curated record. Gene Ontology annotation, biological process: positive regulation of transcription from RNA polymerase II promoter by galactose; DNA-templated transcription. Gene Ontology annotation, cellular component: nucleus. The transcript is spliced from 6 exons. NCBI's taxonomy places the organism in Eukaryota, Fungi, Ascomycota, Sordariomycetes, Hypocreales, Nectriaceae.
AUGACGCGUCCAAAGGUACCCGAGGAUAAGCGACAAAGGACAGCUCAGGCUUGUGAUACCUGCAAGCGACGGAAACAAAAGUGCAAUGGAAUUCAGCCGUGCAGCCCUUGCACCAAGCGAAACACGAAGUGCACCUACAACGCAACCGACCUCGCCGGAGCCGACACCUUGAGUUCUUUCGGACCUCCAUUCAAACGUCGACACGUCGAGAUUGUCACCGGAUUCCAGCCUCACAGUGACCUGAUAGACAGACUGGCGAGUGGAGGGCAAAACCAGUACAUUGGCGUUCGACCGUUUGAUAACUUCGACCCCAAGUCUCACCAGAGUCCGCCUUUCGGUAAAGAUGAAGAGACUGGUGUUUAUGGAUCAUACAGAACGCUGCCAGAUCCCAGUGGGAAGCGAUCUUUGUAUUUUGGCGAAUCCUCCCCCUGGUCGUAUCUUCAGUUGAUGCGCAAGGUAGUAGAAGGCGUGGCAGGUCCAUCGCAGUUCACACUGGAUCCUGGCCAAUCCGAAAUCGUCGAACCCACCCUCACGGUACCGGAGACAGCUCGGAGUGUACAAAUGCUCCCAGAGAAGAAGACAGCCGAAGUGCUCGUGCAAUGCUUCUUCACCAAUACAAACGGCAUCGUAGACAUUGUGGAGUCGCGACGCUUCAAGCAGUCUUUGCAUUCAUGCUACUUGAGCCCACUUACUGUGGGAUCAUCGACGCUCUGCUUGGUUUAUCUUGUGUUGUCAAUCGGCCUUGAAAUGGCGGCGCCGACUCCAGGCAGCCCUGACCACGAAAUCAUCGCCCAUCUUCGGUCUCAGUCCCCAGAUCAAGCAGAGGUUUUCUUCCGAAGCGCCCAGGGCUUGGGGCACCCUGUUUCAGGAUUUCAGGACGGGGAAUUUUGGUCUAUCCAAGCCCUCAGCCUCAUGUCUUUAUACAAGCUAACCGUAUGCAAGCAUAACGCCGCGAAUGCAUACCUUGGCAUGGCUGUUCGAUCCGCCCAGGGACUGGGGCUUCACAGAGCUCCGGAGACGGCAGAUUUCUUGGGCGACGAUCAAAUGGAACGGCGAAACGUCUGGAGAAGUUUAUUUGUGCUUGAUCGAUUUCUCGCCGUGCUUCUGGGCCGGCCUGUCGCAAUAUCCGAAGGCGGCUGUUCAGAGGACUCUCUCGAAGCGCCAACAAAACGAAUGGGCCCCAAAAGGAUGCGCCGGAGCCAGAACAACACUGGCCCCGGCCUCGACGGUGCCGUUCGAGCAAGCAAGGCUGUUGGUGAAGUCCUGAAAAAGGCCUACUCUGAAACCAAGAUCACUACGACAGCUGCCCAAGAACUCUUCGAAAAUUGCCAACGCUGGUUUGACGACCUUCAGCCAACCCCAUACGCAAGCAAGCUCUUCAUCAAGGACAUUUCCACCGCACCUGCUCAAGGAAUGGGGAUUCUGCAUGCCAAGCUCCUUGGUUUCCACUGCACUAUCCUUCUCACCCGCCCCUUUUUCUUGCGUUUAUUUGUCAGGGUGCGGGAUGACAAGCCAGGACAUCAGGUUCAAAUAUCUCAAACAGAUUCGAGAAUGCAGAGACUUUCUGCGACCUGCGUUUCUGAAUCGACCCAGAUGAUCAAAUUAACACAGGCGGUGUUUCAAUCUCACAUUAUUCCCCGGCGAAAUCCAUUUGUGAUGCAUUCCCUCUUUGCUGCCACCGUCAUCAUAUUGGGUAACCAGUUUGCGCAUUUACAUGACAACGCCGACUACGACGAAUCGAUAUCAAACGCAACGAACAUCAUGUCACACUUUUCUGCCAAUGAUUUUGAGGCAAGACGCUUGCUUUUCAUCGUCACGUCGUUUAGAGAUGCCGUUCAACGCCAAGCAACAGCCACUGCGCCGAGCGGCUUGGUCCAGACCUCGCAGGCAAUGUACUAUGUGAAGCCACGCACUGUCCCGAAAGCCCCGACAGAGAGUGUUUCUUCCUCCCAUCACUACUCGGGAGAGAGCGAGGAUAAUAUAACGAAAUCCCCUCACGUGGAGUCCAAGAAGAGUAUAUCCCAGGUUUCCCAAGCUCCUAUGAAUCCGCAAGACGGGGCAUCGCGAGGCAUGAAUGUCCCAGGUCUUGCAGCUCGAGGGUCUACGGAAUCGCUAAGCAAUAGCACCACUCCCUUAUCCCAACCUACUGAAACAUCGGACCAACAAGGCAGCGACCCGGGAGGCCCAGUAUCCAUUGGAUGCGAGCAUGGAUUCCCCUUCGACGGCUUUUGGGGCUUUCCGACUGAUGGCGGAUCCGUGUCUCGUGUACAAACACCCGGGACAGGGCCAGGAGGCAUGGCUCAGAUACACUCAGCCGAGACAGGGGGGAACGCCAUGGGGCACAGCCGCUAUUCAGCUCCUGGCAUUUCGGAUGCGCCACAGAACCAGUCUCGCGGUGUUGUCUCAAGCCUCUCGGGGGUCAUGUACCCAAUGGAGGACCCACCGGGGUUCGGCAGGUGA